UAUUCUAGCAGUAGGUCUCUGUUUUUGCAUAUUUUUAAGGUGACUUUGCUGACAUCUCAAGGAAAUGUUAGACAAACUAAAAGGAUAUUAAACAGAAAAUUCUAACCAUCUUCCGCACCAAGCUUUAUUUGGCUUUAGUUUAACGGGAUUUUAUCAACUUUUUCUUAACUGAACUGAAGUAUUUAUAUGAUGUUAGAUCAGAUGUGAAAUUAUCUCUCUCCCGUCAUUGUAAUUACAGGUUUCUUUAUCUCUUCUUAAUAUUGACUUUGAAGAACAUUGAGUAAAAUAUAAUAACAGAGGGAUGGGAAGGAAAGGAAACUGGUUUAGAACUUUGAAGAAAGCUCUCAGCCCCAGCUCCAAAAGAAAGAAAGACCAGAAGAGGAAAUUGUCUGAAAAACAAAAACACCCCAAUUCAGGCCCUACUUCUUCUGUGACUAUUGCAAACCAGUUAAGUCAGAUAGAAAAAGUAAAACCAACCUGUGAGAAGAAUGAAGGCCACUCCAAAGCUCAUCGUGUUCCAAAUUCAAAUUCCACAGGCAUGGCGUCUACUACCGCUGCCAAUAAGUGUGUCCAAACCAUUACUGAGACGCGAUUCGUCAGAAAAUCUAGAGAGGAAAUGGCAGUAAUCAAGAUUCAGUCAGUUUUUCGUGGAUACCUGGCAAGAUCAGAGAUACGAGCCUUAAGAGGGUUGUUGAGGUUGAAAUCAUUGAUGGAGAGUUUUGUUGUGAAUCGUCAAGCUAUGAACUCCAUCCGGUGUAUGCAAGUUUUUGUUCGUGUCCAUUCCCAGAUCCGAUUGAGGAGGUUAAAGAAGCUGGAGGAAAAUCACGCUCUACAGAAACGGCUCUUACAAAAACAUUCAAAAGAACUAGAGAUUUUUCAGGUUGGGAAAGGGUGGAAUGACAGCACACAAUCGAAGGAACAGGUUGAGGCUAAACUACAAAGCAAGCAUGAAGCAGCUAUGAGAAGAGAGAGAGCAUUGGCAUACGCCUUUUCUCAACAGAAAAUCUCGCGGAAUUCCUCAAGAUCAAUGAAUCCACUAUUCACAGAUCCGAACAAUCCCACCUGGGGUUGGAGCUGGUUGGAGAGAUGGAUGGCAGCUCAACAAUGGGGGGAAGUGAGCUCUGGCAUUGCUAGUAGAGAAAUCAACAAAGCCAUUGCUCAAUUUGAACUGAGCUCCGAUAUAAAUUCGUCAACCGUAAGCCAAUCCGAAAGCCAUAGAUAUACCUCCAAGCCCCUCUCACCUUCUUCAAAACGAAGACUCGCAGAGCCGAAAAAAUUGAACUCGUCAAGUAGAAAAAAGAAUUCGGUUCCAGAAAUUGAAGGAUUCGGACAGACCUUGGUGGUAAAUUCGCCAACAGCAAGCCGAUCCGAAAGUCACAGAUAUACCUUCUCGUCCCUCUCAACUCCUUCCCCGGAAACAUCAGUCGCAGCAGGGACAAAAUCAGUACGCACAAGAAAUAACUCGAUUCCAGAUUAUGACUGCAAGAGCCUAGCGAGUAUACAAUCAAACAAAUCGCAUAGAAAUAGCAAUGAAGGACCUAGAUCAUCCUUAUGGGACGAGGAAAGCCAAAACAGAACACCAAUUGUUCCGAGUUACAUGACUCUCACCGAAUCUUCAAGAGCGAAAUCUAUGUUGGAGAGUCCAAUUGAUAUGAAGAAUAAUGAAGCUCGAGCAAGGACGUCGUUUAGUUUUUCUGAUAAGAAACAUUUGUUAUAUCCGCCAUCUCCGGCCAGGUCGAGGCGGUAUUCCAAUAGUCUGGAGGUGGACAAUGGCUUAAAAUUUGAAUGAAUAAAAACGGCAGAAACAAUGGGAAGACUGUUGAGAAAUUUGAUCGCGCGAAGAAAAAAGCAGGACGUUAAUGGCGGGAAGAUUGCAGCGAAAUCCGCCAUUAAAGGAUGUUUCAAAAUUUUAGAAGAUUAUUAUAUAUCAAAUCAAUUCAAAUCCUUAUAUAUGGAUAAUAAUAUUGUUAUUUAAAAUUUUGAAUAAAAUGCAUUUUUUGGUCACUCAUUUAACUUAAAA
Messenger RNA from Cucumis sativus (cucumber), 2020 nucleotides. Its product is annotated as protein IQ-DOMAIN 1. Gene Ontology annotation, molecular function: protein binding. The transcript has 5 exons. Lineage: Eukaryota; Viridiplantae; Streptophyta; Magnoliopsida; Cucurbitales; Cucurbitaceae. The record is from RefSeq and is a predicted model, not a curated record. Bases 302 to 1789 code for a protein of 495 amino acids.